UUUCUUUAGUUUUAUUUAUCAAACUUAUCCAUGACACACUCCGUAAGUAUCGGAUAUAUGUAAAGUGAAAAUUUUUAGCUUGAUGGUAAUUUUUUUCUUAAAAUAAACUUAACAUAGUAUUGUGAAAUAUUUGAGGUGGAAUCUAUCUUCAUGUAAUUUUUUUAAUAAUGAUUAUGUUUUUUUAUAGUUACUGAUAACAAUGAAGAAAUACGCAAUCAUUGUAGACGAGAAUAAUGAAAAAAGAGUGGUUCCAAGUAAAUGGAUGAUGAAUAAUAAUUCAACUCUAUUGUGGCCACCUUACAAAAAUACGGAGAAAAUUCGAAGAGCUAUUUUACAACUGGAAGAUCCCUCAGAGGAUUGGGAAGACUAUCAAGUUGAUUUUAUAAAAAGCAAAGAUGAUUAUGUUGAAGCUGUGGCUGAAAUCAAAGCUAAUUUAGAUGAACUAAGUGGAGGUAGCGAUGCUGAAAAAAUGAAAAAAUCCAGGGCAAGAAGAAAGAAAAUUUCUUAUCAAGGUCUUGGAGAUUACAGUGGAGCUGUUGCAGACGCUGAAAUGAAGGCUGAUUCAGAUGUACCAAGUAGUGAGAGUGAUGUUGAGAGAAUCAAAAUUCCCAAGUCAAGGGGAAAAACAAGUUUUUUCGAGAACAGAAAUAAAAGUAUUUCGAUAGAUUCAAGAGACAGUGAAACUGAUGAACACGAUGAAACAUUAAAAAAUACAGAUGAAAACACCUCUAAAUCAUUGCCUUCAUCUCUUUCAUUGUGUAUGUCACCUCAAGUUCAAAAUGGGCCCACAGUUGCAGAUACUCAGAUAGAUGAGCAACUAAAUUCAGAAAGGGAUAUACUCUUCUCCAUGCAUGGUAUGUUGAAAAAAAUAAUGACCAGUAUUCAUGCAUUGAGCAUGAAGCAGGACAGACUAGAAGGAAGACUGAGGCAGUUAGAAAGUCGCGGCCUCAUAAAUAAUACAGUAGCUAGUGUUACUUCAAGUUUUAUGGUGAACGACGCUAUAGUCAAACGUUUUCCGAUAGUUAUGUUUCUUUGUUAUGGUAUUAAUUCUUUCCGUUGCAAUAGUUCAUAUAUAGGUCAAACCAAACAGCUUCUCUCUAAUAGAAUUAAACAGCAUAUAUACAGUUGCAACACACAUUCGUCGAAAGAUGACGACAAUAAGACGGCUUUAGUCGAACAUCACAUCAAUACCGGUCAUAUAUUCAAUUUCAAAGAUGUCACUAUCGAAGAUUCUGAAACUAAUUACAGAAAACGUACUAUCAGUGAAAUGAUACAUAUAAAAGCCAAUGAUACUACUAAUAAAAGAACUGAUACCCAAAAUUUGAGUAGAAUUUACAACAUCCUUAUAAACAAAUAUAAGAACAAAAGGUAA
Coccinella septempunctata (seven-spotted ladybird) is the source of this 1372-nucleotide messenger RNA. RefSeq lists its product as uncharacterized. Bases 200 to 1372 code for a protein of 390 amino acids. The record is from RefSeq and is a predicted model, not a curated record. Lineage: Eukaryota; Metazoa; Arthropoda; Insecta; Coleoptera; Coccinellidae. The transcript is spliced from 5 exons.